Messenger RNA from Pseudonaja textilis, 459 nucleotides. The record is from RefSeq and is a predicted model, not a curated record. Lineage: Eukaryota; Metazoa; Chordata; Lepidosauria; Squamata; Elapidae.
UUUUGCUUCUUGUCCGUGACAGACAUCAACCUUAACUCUCCCAACAAAGGUCUCCUGUCCGACUCCAUGACCGACGUGCCCGUGGACAAUCCCAGUGCCGCCGCCAUGGCUGCUCCAUCAAGGACCUUGCCCUACAACGGUCUCACCGAAGCCGAGGAAGAAGAACUUCGGGCAGAGCUGGCCAAGGUGGAAGAUGAGAUUGGCACCUUGCGCCAGGUGUUGGCGGCCAAGGAGAGGCACUGCGGAGAGCUGAAAAGGAAGCUGGGCUUGACUCCCUUGGAUGACCUGAAGCAAAACCUCUCCAAGAGUUGGCACGAUGUCCAGGUCUCUAACGCCUAUAUGAAAACCUCUGAGAAACUCGGAGAGUGGAAUGAAAAGGUCACGCAGUCGGAUUUAUAUGUUUCGGCCAGCAAUACUCUGGAGGACUGGAAUGACAAAUUAACACAGUCAGAAGCGUGA